Molecule: messenger RNA, 2506 nt
Organism: Lactuca virosa
Lineage: Eukaryota; Viridiplantae; Streptophyta; Magnoliopsida; Asterales; Asteraceae
Source: the annotation of a GenBank genome assembly
CACAAAAAAUUAAGGUUAUCCUAAAAUUCUAACUAAUCUGUAAGGGGGGGCCUUUGUCCCAUAGAUUCAACAGGGGGAGGGUCGAACCUACUCUUCAGGCCCUCUCUCAAUUAUCAACGCUUCUUUACAUAUCAUAAAGCUUAUAUUAGAUUUAGGUUUUAGGAGAUAUAUGUAGAGGUAGGAGAAGAACACCAGAAGAAAGAAAAAAGAAAAUCUAAGAAUAGAAAAUUUUAUUUGUUUUGGAAGAGGUAAGGAUUAAGGAUGGGCAGCACCGCAAAAGUUGCCAUUUUAAGCGUUACUUUCAUAGCGCUUCUGGCUGCUGUUGUUGCGUUGAUUGUCAUGAUGCACAGACAUUCCGAGGAAAAGGCAGAACAUACCAAACAGGACGAUGACGUAAAGGCCUCCAUUAGAGCGGUUUGCGAGCACACUGACUACAAGGAAACUUGCGUUGAAAGCCUCUCCAAAACAGGCACCCAUUCUACUGAUCCUUAUGACCACGUAAAGGCCACGUUUGAGAUCACAAUUAAGCAACUUGAGGAUGCUGCUAACAACUCCACACUCAUGAAAGAGGUUCAUGCAGACCCGAGAACCAAUGAUGCUCUCAAGUGUUGCAAGGAGCUUGCAGAUCUUGCUGUUAUGGAUCUAAGGAGAUCUGUCGAUAAAAUGUUAGGUUUUGAUCUUAGUGACGUCGGGCGUUCCCUUGUCCAACUCAAGAUCUGGAUGAGUGGUGCGAUAACUUAUGAACAAACUUGCCUAGACGGGUUUGAAAAGGCCGAAGGAGAUUCAGGAGAGAGAAUGAGAAAAUUGUUGAACAUAUCAAUGGAGUUAACUAGCAACUGCCUUGCUAUGAUCACAGAUCUCUCACAGGCGUUUGAAAUAAUUGACACACCCCAGACCAGUAAUCGUCGUUUGCUUCAUCUAUCCAACAACGACCUCAAUCUUCCUGAAUGGGUAGAUGAUACCGACAGGAGUAUGUUACAGAAAGCACCAAAAAAAAUCAAUCCAAACCUGACUGUUGCACAAGAUGGAAGUGGAGAUUUCUUGUCAAUCGUAGAAGCUUUAAAAGUCAUUCCUACUAAAUCAAAGAAAGGGUUUGUGCUCUAUAUCAAACAGGGCAUUUACAAUGAGAUAAUCCGAUUCCCCAAAAACUUGACUCAUCUAGUGCUCAUCGGCGAUGGCCCAGAGAAGACAAAGAUAACAGGAAACUUGAACUACAUAGACGGAGUUUCCACCUUCCACACUGCAACUGUUGGUAAUUAACACGGUGUCAACAAUUUAUGCAUGCAGCUGUUUCUGGAGACUUUUUCAUUGCCAAAGAUAUUGGAUUUGUGAACACAGCAGGUCCCGAAAAGCAUCAAGCUGUGGCAUUGCGUGUUAGUGCUGAUAGAACAAUCUUCUACAACUGCCACAUGCAUGGCUUCCAAGACACCCUCUACGCACACACAUAUCGUCAGUUCUACCGUGAUUGCACAGUCUCCGGUACUAUUGAUUUUGUUUUUGGAGACAGUGCGGCGGUGUUCCAAAACUGUAUCAUGGUUGUUCGGAGGCCAAUGGAUAACCAGAAUUGCAUUGUCACAGCACAAGGAAGAAAGGAAAUGCGACAGCCAACAGGAUUGGUUCUCCAAAACUGCAGCUUUGUUGCGGAUCCUGGGUAUUUUCCGGUGAGAAUGGAACUCAAAUCCUACCUUGGACGACCAUGGAAGCAGUAUUCAAGAACCAUUAUAAUGGAAUCCUUCAUUGAUGAUUUGAUCCAACCUCAAGGGUGGUUGCCCUGGAAUGAAACUUUUGCUUUCGAUACCCUUUAUUACAGCGAGUUUAAUAAUCAUGGACCAGGAUCUAACAAGUUGCAACGUGUGAAAUGGCCUGGCGUUAAGGAGCUAACAACAAAAAGAAUUAAACGCUUCUUGGCCGGAAAAUUCAUCACCGGUGAUACAUGGAUCCCGCCAACAGGUGUGCCUUACAACUCAGAGUUCAUGUUUGAACCCCCAAAAGAUGAUUCCAAGAAGGAUAAAGAUAAGAAGGAUAAGGAUAAGAAGGAUAAAGAUAAGAAGGAUAAAAAGGAUAAGAAAGAUAAAGAUAAGAAAUCUGAUGAAGAGAAAGGAGAUGAUAAUCCAGGUAAAAAGAAAAAGAAGAAACGUAAGAAAGACAAGGGUAGAUCGAUAUCAGAGCCUCCAUCUUCAAGCGCAGCACCUUCACCAGCUGAAAUUAGUCCAAGCAACAUACCUAACCAAGCACCCAACAGUGACAUAAGUGCACCAGCUUUAAGCCCUGCAGCACUGUCACCAGAAGCAUCCCCACAAAUCAGAAAAGGAUCUUUUUUCAAUAGAAUUUUUGGAAAGGUUUUAUUAUAAGUGUAGUCGCGAGUUAAAGGAUUAGUGUGUAUCUAUGUAGUUGUUUAUAGUUCCAAUCGGUAUGCCACCCGUGAUAAGAAACGAAUGUGGCUUUCAGUUUCAGAUUAAACUUUUAACAUGGAAUCAUAUGUAACAUAUAUAAAGUAAAAUGGUGA